Molecule: messenger RNA, 3728 nt
Organism: Physcomitrium patens
Lineage: Eukaryota; Viridiplantae; Streptophyta; Bryopsida; Funariales; Funariaceae
Source: RefSeq, a predicted model, not a curated record
CUCUGUUCUUGACCUCUCGAGGCGGAGCAGGAUGAGGAGCGAUGGCGAAGAGGACGAGGAGGACGAGAAUGGAGCUGGAGCUGGAGCUGAUGGAGGAGGAGGAGGAAAUGGUGGCCAUGGAGCUCACGAUGCCGCUCAUCAUGCUUCCUCGUGUUGCUUGCCUCACUCUCAAACUCUAAUUCUCUCUUGCUGCGUCAUAGUCGUAGUUAUCGUCGUCAUUGUCGGAACAUCACGCUUCGUCGACGCCCACGUCCCUGGAGAUCGGAUUUACACCUCUGCAAGAGCGGUAUUGGGAGGCGGGUUUAGCGGUAGCACAAAAUGCGUUCUUAGGUGAGGGCUGCAUCCUUAAAAUGGAGGAAGAAGACGGUACUGGGUACAAACGUAAGUCUGUUGUGGGAACCGAUCUUUUGGCGCCGAGUUUUUCGCAAAUGGCUGUUACGGAGGCUAGUAAUGUAGACUUAGUAGGGAAGUUGAAGACCUUGGGCGCUGGACGAAAGAAGUUGAUGACCAAGUAUUUCGAUAUCGAAGAGGUUGAGAGUGGACCAAUUUUUUCCGAAUAUUUUGCUGUGUCGCUGGCCUUUGUAGCAUUGGGGUCCAUGAUUCGAGAAGCGAACUUGAGAAUGCGAAGAAACGAUGCAGAUUGCGUUGAUGUUGUGCCGGCGAAACUGCAAAGGAUGGCACUGGAUUCCAUGCUCAAGUCAGCUAUGGAGAGAUUGCGAGGACUUGCGCGCAGGACCCAGACCUUGGAAGAGAAAGUCCGGGACAGGUCUUACAUGGAAGCAGCCUUUCAAUUCGAAAGACUAGAAUUUUUGAAGCGAAUUAGCCGUUUAGAAGCUACCAUCGCCAAGCACGUUGAGGCGGAGGCUGCGUGGCGAAAGGAAAAGGACGAGCUGAACAAGCGCAUAUCGGAUGUUGAUGCUCAAAGAGGCUAUUUCUUUAAGAAAAUGGGCGAGGCGGAAACCUUGUUGGCAGACUUGCAGCGGCUUCGGAUGGAGGAUGGGAAAGCCAAUGCAAAGUUGGUAGAAAUUUAUGCUGGAAGAGAGCAAUCUUGGAAAUCAGAGAGAGCAAAGUUGAGACAUGAGAUAGAUCUUCUGAAGGAGAGGCUGAGCAGGAUCCUGACGCAAUCACAAGUAAAGCCCUCUCAGUCCUUCGAAGUAGCUGCAGAAGCCUUGAGAAUGAGAAACUUGAAGCGCAGACCCAAGGAAAUUGUGAGGGACAAAGUGAUCAGCGAAAGAGAGUUCAACGCUCUUGUCGGGGUUGAACAAUACCACAAACCUGAAGCAGAUCUGAGGUCUCGGAAUGAGCUUCAUACGGCUGUCACUGAUCGAAAGGAUUCAGGUGGGGUAGAUGUCCAGGAGCCGUUGGUCCAGAAUCAGGAAAUGGAAGAUGAGUUGGCAAUCAUCUUGAAACGAGUUGGAGCAAUGAAGAGAAGGGGAACCUCCGGAAGCAAGCUUGAUGAACUGCUCAAUCAAGCCAAGGGUAAACCUGAACUUAAACGCUUAGGAUCUUUCGAACAAGCUCCAAGGAGCUUAUCUAUUGACAGCACACUUCUGUUACGAUCUGAUGCUAAAAACAUGAAGGAUGUAGAAAUUGAUGACGAGGGUGCUAAAGAUAUUUGGCAAGCAAUCGAGGUCCAAGAAUGUAAAAAUGUACAGGGAAGCAGCAAUUUUGUUAAUGAAGAGAACGCGAAAAGCGAAUCAUCUCGUAGCAGUCUUCUCAACCCUACAGAUUUAAUUCAUGAAAAACUUGAUGCCCCAGAGACCAAUGCAAGCCAAGAGCAGAGCAGUGCAGCUGUAGGGUCGACUGUUGCAGAACACGAUCGAGCGUUACAAAACACUGUAGAAAACGCCAAGCUUACAUCAGAUCCGAUGGCUAUUAAUUCGGUCGAGGAUGCCAUUGAUCUGUCUCCUAAUGAAGGCUGUUGGGUAGUAUCAUCAGAGGCCACGAACAGUGUGGGAACGGAAUUUAAAGGGUACUUUAUCACAACUGCAGAGUCGAGCUGCGGUGACGAAAUACCGGUUACUCUCGCCGAUGUUCCAGUUGGCCAGGGUUUCGUUGAUAGUCUCAAAUUGUUUGAAGAUGACGUGAACAGUGGGAUUGUUUUAGACAAUCCCACUUGUACUUCUCCUACGUCUGAUGGUAACCAACUGGAUGUAGUUGAUGAUGAGCCUUCUUCAAGUUUUCUGGACCACUUGGUUCAGCUACAAGCCUCAGCUGAAGAGAUUGAUCGCUGUCAGGUCAAUACGAGUGAUGAUGCAGGGUUGCCGUUAACAAGAAUGCGGAAUAUCGAUGUCACAGAAGUUUCUACAGGUACAAGUUGCCAGGAGACUGAAGAGCUUCAAGGUAGUUCUCAAGAAAUGAAGGAACCCAGAGAGGAGGACUGUGAGGUGUCACCUCAAGCCUCAUCCAUCAAGUGCGAAACAAGUAGUCACAAGGGUGAAACUGAAGCAAGCGACAUUGCCCAAUUCCUGCUAAAUGACUCGGUCGUCUCUAAUGGAGAAAUGGAUACUUUGGCAGAGGUUCCUUCGUCAAAUGAUGUGGACGAACCUGCUGAUGCUUCGUCUGGAAGGGCUCAAGCAGAAGAUCCAGUCUCCACUGUUGAAACUGGCGACGAUGUUGCAAGUCUCAAGCCAGUCACUGAAACUUCGGAGCGGCUAGCAGACAGUCCUCUCCUGCAAAGCCCAAGUGCUACAUAGAGCAGUCUUCAACCCUGCAUGAUGGUGUUCUCACCCAUCUUUUCCAGGUGUUCGUAAGAUUUCUAGAGCCUUCGUCGUCGCCGUUGGCUGGCAGCCUUUGGCGAUAUAAUUUUAUUUCUGAUUUUCUUUUCGGAGGAAAAAGAACUUGAUAUGCUCAACAUGGGGCAGCUCACUUCUGAUUAUCUGUUUUAUCAUUCUAGACUCCUAAAUGGUUGCUCUGAAUGUGAAAGGUUGCGGGUGGCCUUUUCAGAUAAUCGACCAGAGAGGUGUGAAUCAAGUUCUUGUCCGCAGUAACAAUCUGAAAUUGGACGUUCUAUUGUGUCCGUCUGUGUCAAAUGACCAUGAUUGAAAGCUGUUGCUAAGUAACAUAGUAUGUCCUGCAUGGCAAAUCUUUUUAUUGUAGAUGAGGGUCGUCAAGUAGAUCCGGCAUAAGUGUAGACAGAGAAAAGCAGGGUAAAUACUGAAGCUAAGCGCUUGCUCAGUCAUUGUGACUGUAGAAAUGGUUACUGUGAAAGGUCAACCCUACUAACCUCAAUAAACUCCGCAUUGUACUAUUAGAAGACUUCCAUAUUCUUGCUUUCGUUCUGCUGGAGUUGCACAUCUAACUUGGACAGUAGAGCCACCACGGAAAUGAUUGUCUUAACGAUAAUGUCAAAUAUUUCAGGUUGCCAACUGUAGUAUGACUCUUGUGUUCGAGCCUGGCAUGGCCAAGUCCAUCCACCACGCUCGUGUUCUCAUCAAGCAACGCCACAUCAUGGUCGGCAAACAAAUCGUCGAUGUCCCCUCUUUUAGGUUCGCGUUGACAGUCAAAAGCACGUUGACUUUGCUCUGUCAAGCCCACUUGGUGGCGGAAGACCUGGCAGAGAAGCCCAGAACUUGAAGGCUGCAUCCCAGAAGGCAUCUGGUGGUGACGACGAUGAGGACAAGGAUGACGAGUAGAUCUUGAAUUUACCAGUAGCUGAAGGGGUUCACCAGGCUAUUUGUGUGAUUGAUGAAUAAGCUAAGAAAAGCAGUUGAUUCUCUUUCCUGUGG